CGGGGACACCCCCGCACACCAGCCCCGUCCCGCGGGGCCCGCAGCCGGAUGCAGGUGUCAGCUGCGCCUCGGUGCCGUUCGCUCGCCCGCCCGGGGGGGUUAUAGCCAGCGCUCGCCUUCCCCCCGGCGCUUUGGGCUCGGGAUGCGGCCGGUGCUGGCGGCGUGGCUGAGCCUCAGCCUGCUGGCGGGGACGGCGGCGCAGGGUUCGUGCGGGGAUCCUCCCGCAGCCGCGUCCCGCUCCAUCCCCGCGCCGCAGCUCAGCCCCGAGGAGCGGCUCUCGCCCCACAUGCCCGAGGCCCUGCGCUGCGACGCCUGCCACGCCAUCGCCUUCCAGAUUGAGGAGCAGCUGAGCAGGGCGGAGGGGAAGGUAGGCAGGAAGGCGCUGAGCGAGUCCGACUACAUGGAGGUGCUGGAGAGGAGCUGCUCGCAGGGCUGGGAGAGCUACGGGGUGCAGGAGCUGGACGGGCAGAAGCGGCUGGCGGGGCCGGGGCUGCCCACACAGGAGCCCAUGAGCGUGAUGGUGAUGGGGGGGCCGUGGCCGGGCAGGCUCUCCAAGAUGUGCCACAGCUACGUGGGCGAGCGGGGAGAGGCGCAGAUCUACGGGGCGCACCGUCGGGGCCCGGCGGCCGUGCGGGAGCUGCUGUGCCACGGGGACAAGGGAGCUUGUGCCGGCGGCAAGGCCGGGGGGGCUGCCCCCCGCAAGGCGCUGCAGAACGAGCUGUAGCCCCGCUUUGCUGUUAAUGCUUAAAUGCCUCGCCGACCUUCGGAGCCGACUUCGUCCCCGGCGGGAGCCGCGGCGGCCCCGGGAGGUGGGAACUGUCCCGCUGUCGCCCGUCACCGCCCCCCGACGGUGCCAACAGCCGCCGGACCCCGCGAGCGCGGGCAGCACUUUGUAACCCCUCGGCUCUAAUGUUUCACUGCUGGGCGGUGGGUGUCAGCCCUAAUUAAAGGAGUUAAUAGCUGACCUGA
Colius striatus (speckled mousebird) is the source of this 969-nucleotide messenger RNA. RefSeq names its product marginal zone B and B1 cell specific protein (gene MZB1). Lineage: Eukaryota; Metazoa; Chordata; Aves; Coliiformes; Coliidae. Gene Ontology annotation, cellular component: endoplasmic reticulum chaperone complex; extracellular region. Bases 143 to 724 code for a protein of 193 amino acids. The record is from RefSeq and is a predicted model, not a curated record. The transcript has 4 exons. Gene Ontology annotation, biological process: regulation of B cell proliferation.